Schizophyllum commune H4-8 is the source of this 1836-nucleotide messenger RNA. RefSeq lists its product as uncharacterized. Lineage: Eukaryota; Fungi; Basidiomycota; Agaricomycetes; Agaricales; Schizophyllaceae. The record is from RefSeq and is a predicted model, not a curated record. The coding region runs from base 1 to 1836 and encodes 611 amino acids. The transcript has 2 exons.
AUGACUACCCGCUACUUCGUGAUCACGACGCCUCAGGGCUACAAGGUGCACUUCAAAACCAGGGUUGCCGGCACUCUCAAGAUUGUGCCCGCGCCUGGAAUGGCUAGGAGGGCGGGUAUGGAAGGACAACCCGAAGAUAGCAUCCAUAUGCGAAUUCGGAUGGGCAAUGGCAAACCCAAACGGAACGAGCCCUGGGAGGGAAUUACAGAGUGUCAGCCCUACGACUUCGAUCCUUGGCAGGUGCCAGCGCCCGUCCCAGGCCUGUUAACCAAGUUUAUGAAGCGACAUGGCUGCUCAGCCCAAGAUUUCGCCUUCGACUCCGACUACUUUCCCAUCCUUGAGAACGAUCCUAUCCCCGAAGGAUACCCCGACGUACCCAUCCAACGUAUCUCUGGCGUCGCGGGCGGCGCACCGGAGCUUUUCAACGUCUAUGCCUACCUGGCGUUGUACGAGCACAGCACGCAUCCCAAGGUUGCACGAGAGCGAUACAGGAACAAGAAGGAUCACUUCGGCAUCCCGGGCAAGAUCCUCAAGCGCCUCCUCGAGAUAGGCUGGACGACGAUGGAGGAGUACCGGGAGCGGCUGACGAGCUUGGACUGGGAGUCGUUUGCGCGCUACGAGGCGCUGUGCCGCACGCGCAUCAAGUCGGGGAAGCCGGGGUUCCUGCCGGACGGCCAGUAUCCCUGGCGGACAGCGGGCAUCCGCCCGCCGAUGUUGAUGCCCGAGCGCCCGCCGCGCACGGACUGUGACCCGGAGCCCCUCAAGGCCAGCCCGCUGAAGAUCAACAUGCUUAAGAACGAGUACAGGUGGUGGCACUCCUGGGAUGAAACCGAGAGGCAGGCGCACAACGACUCCAGGCGACUAGAGAGGAUUGUGCUGAGGCUUCCUCCACCCAAGGGCAACGAGUGGGAGGACUGGGAGCUGUCGGAGGCGGAGCGGGAGUGGUUGAAGUACAAGACGGAGGCGGAGGCGUGCAAAGUCCCGCAUAAGCGUCGCCGCCCAGAUGAGCACGAGGAGGAUGCAGAGGAAGAGGUCAGAUUCCAGGAUGAUGACGACGAAGAAGAAGAGAAAGAGGACGGGGCGGACAACGAAUACAACGAGUGGUUGAAGGACGACAGCACCAAGGCGAAGAAGCGGUCCCUCAAACACUGCGAGCCGGUGGAAAGACGCCCCAUGAAGCUCCUGCGCGCUAACGACGGCUCUGCCAUCGACGCGUCCCUCGUCCACGUUGGCGCUGAUAGCACCCUCGACGAGGAGGUGCCACCCAACGACGACCCCUUCGGCUCGCAAGCGCCCGCCGACGAAGACUACAGCCAAGGAUGGGACAUCGACGGAGAGCGGUCAUCGCAGCAGCCCAUCGAGCACCCUAUCGACUUCGGCGACCUGUCCGGCGCCGGCGGCAUCACCUUCGGACUCGACGACAUGUCCGGCGUGGGUGACGGUAGCUUUGACCUCGACGCCGAGUUCGAUGCCGCGGCCGACGCCUCUGGCCGCCCUCGCUCGGACAAGGAGGCUGGGGCGAGCGCCGACUACAGCGAUUCGUCGAGCAGCGACCCGCCGGCCGACCCCUCCGACCCAUCUGGCGACAGUGCCAACCCCUUCAGUGAAUGGGUCGGUCCCUUCGGUGAUGGCAUCGACCUCUUCAGCGACGGCAUCGAGCAGUUCAGCUCGCAGCCCGCGUCGGUCCGCGACGAUAUCGAGGAUCCCAUCGAGGACCCCGACAGCCCCUUCGUCGACGACGACCCCGACCCUAUCACGCCAGCUCCCACCCCAUCUCCUACCCCUGCUAAGCCCUUAACGGACAUGUACGAGCCCUUUUGGGGCGUGCUCAUGUGA